Messenger RNA from Spirometra erinaceieuropaei, 28258 nucleotides. NCBI's taxonomy places the organism in Eukaryota, Metazoa, Platyhelminthes, Cestoda, Diphyllobothriidea, Diphyllobothriidae. The record is from the annotation of a GenBank genome assembly.
AUGGACACCAGCGGACAAACGCCCGAAGCUCCACGAGACCCGGUCUCCUUCAUUAAACAACCAAGAGUGAUUAUUAAAAUUGCUUGUCUGGUAGGUGCUUUUGGUCCUCAGACUCUUCGCGGAGUUUAUUCUAUGGGUGUCAACAAAUGUAAUUUCACAAUCCCUUAAAAAAUAAGUGGAAUAUUGAAGCUAUUAAAGAAUGUGUGCCUGCUCUUCAUAUCUUGGGCAGCUAACAGAACAUCUUUAAAUGUUUCAUCUAUGAAUAAAUUUUAUAUUCAUGGCAACUGCAUUCAUGGUUUCAUUUCGUUAAAAACUGAAGAUACAUCGUCGUCUUGAGGAUAUCUUCAAAUAUAUUGGAACAUAUCUGUAUUCUAAGUGACGGUUUUAUGGUCCCUUUUACAAUGGAAGUCAUUUUUUACAUGUUAAUAACCUUGAACGUCAUAAUGAAGCAGUACGCCGUUUCAUAUACACGAGAACUUUUUUUAACAUUUUUUACUGUAGUUUUAAUUACAAUUUUUGGAUAUUCUUAUCUUUGCAAUGCAUCUGAUUUUGUCAAGUUUAUUGACGUUUGAUUCGGGAAACAAAGGCCGGUGAAAAGCUCCUCACUGCAUACUUGCCUUUUUCGAGUACAGAAACUCGUCAAACUAGUGCAGUUUCUUAAGGCAUUUCUGGCAUUUUUAGUUAUGGAAUGACCGAUAACUUUUUUGAUUGGUGGAUGCCGCUUUAGGAAAGUAUAUGGCAGGAUAAACAUUUUGCUUAUUUGAUACUUUUCGCCAAUUUUUACGAAUGCAUUGGCGUACGUAUACGUAUGCGUACAACAUAUUUCUGCCCAGAUACUGUACCAGUCUUAGGAGCUAAGCUUCGACUGAACUCUCGAGGAUCUUCUCCGCCGUUGCUUUAUUUUUUUCUGGAGAAAGGCCAUGUCAACCUUUUGUUAAUUGAACUUAUUCUUUUUUUCAUUAUCUUGUUAGUUUGGAAUGCCGUUUUAUUAUCUUACAACCCUGCAUAAGUACGGCCCCAUACGGCUCAUCUGUUUUCUCCUUGAAACGUGACAACAUGAACUUCUUCCUUUAGAGCAGCAACUGUCGAAUUUUGCUGCACAGAGUAUGCACAAGACGGGGAUUUGCGUGUGAACUGGUGUUUAGUGAGUCUGACUUACGCGGCAUAUAACUAUCUUCCUACUUCCUCGUCAGCUAGUCUGUGAUAACAAAACAAUCUUACGGGAAACCGCGAUUGUCUUGGACGCAGUCGCUAACCAUGCUUAAAAUUCCCUCUAUGCAUGCCACACACCAUUUGGUUUUAGUAGGGACGACUAGGAGUUUCUAUGAUUGAAAGUACAAUAAAGUUUACUUUAAGAAACAGUCAUCGUGCCCUGAUCUUUAGUUUUCUAUUGGUCUGAAAAUACCUCCAUCAGUCAGCGUCUAUCCGAAGCAAGAUCUUUAGCGCAUCGACCUGUAAAACAGCUGGUGCUGAUGCAAAAGAAAGGCUUACAUCUGUUGCUCGUACGGAUUUUUUGUAACCUAACACUGGGUCAGUCUGGCAUCUGUUUUAGUCUAGAUUAUCUGAAGCGCAGGUCGUUGCGAUGUCGGCAGCAUAAUUACGUGAACAUCCGGAAUUCUAACUAUCUCAUAUUGGCCAAACGUGCAACCCCUUACUCUAUGGCUCCUUAAAUUAGUCCCAGUUAUUAGAAGAAUAAUUCCAGCGGUUCGCGUUAUUCCGCUACGCCAUCGAUGACCUUGGUCCUUCUCAUUAAAGUAUCCAGCUACUCAAAAGAUUUUCUACGUAAGUUUCAAAUAAGUAAUAUCGAUACGGAUUUCCUUACUUGUCGUCAAACUAUAUGUGAUAGACUACAUUCCGCACAUUUCACAUAAUCAAAGACUUAAACUACCAACCAGAAUAGAGAUGCUGUUGUCAUCUAACUCAACAGCAUAUCCUGGCUGAUUGGCAGAAUGAACUGUCGUAAAAUAAAAACAUGAUAUUGAGGGAAAGAGAAUGAUAAAUAUCAACGUGAAACAUAACUUACUCAGCUAGAACGAUUGAAAAUUAAACUCUUUUAAUAAUUUGAAUUUUAAACCGAACUUCAGAGGUUAGUGUUGGAUAAAACCCCACAUAUUUCAGGCUAUUGCAAUUUUGGAUUAUAUCAGUUAAUCUUGCUGUUCAGUAGCCAUUUUAGAUUUUGAGUAAUGAUCGGGUUCUAGCGUCUGUCCGCUUGCGGAUGUGAUGGAAAGUUUAUAUUUCUCCCAGAUAUGUGAUGAUAGAAUGAACGCGCUCGUUAACGGUAUACCAGGUUAAACUUACCGUUUGACAGCUGGCUCAUGCAUAGGACAUCCUCCUCAAAAGACAUCGUGAACCGAAUCCGUCGUUGCUGUUUUAUUGCCCAGAAUUACCGGUAUACAAUACGGUGCAGUCCCCGCAACGCCCUCCUCUACCUUAGUAUUUCGCUUGUUAUCCAGUAUUAGCUGGACCCUGACACGCGUUGCCGUGGCUCAAGCCCAUGAAUUGGGAAAUAAGGGAAAGAGGAAGGGGCACGUUCCCAACUGAGAAAGAUAUAAGGGCCACCGGUUGGCGGGAUGUAUUGUGUGCGAAACCCAGGAGUGUUCCUCUAGUCACUGUCGAAGACAGGUCAAUUGUUUGCUGCACCCGGCCGCGCUCGAGCGUUCUGGAGUAAGUGGUGACGGCGGACAUUUAUUUCGCCCACUGUUGUCGAUCGAGAAAUUACAGGCAGUGUGUGCCUGAAGUCUGCUGCAAGCAGUAGCAGUGCAUAGGAAAUGGUCUGCUGUUUCCUCGCAAAUCCCGCAGUGCUCGAUCAACGGCCUCGAGCGCUUUCUCUGGGCCAUUGUGCAUUCAUUUCAAACAAUAAGUUUAAAUUGCUUCAGUACUUUUCCCAUGCCGGAUGCUUUGGAAAUGUUACACGCGGGGGUUUCAAUGAAUUGCGCGUUCAAAGGCAAUUUCGAAGCUGAAUGAACGGAUUUUCUGCCGGGUAGCAGAGUUGCAGCUAUUCCGGGGAUGCAAGUGCUAGGGCUGUGUCAUUUACUGGAUCGAAUUGCCGUCAGAAUCGGUCGUAGUAGAAACGUUUUGCCAGUCCCUCCUGGCGCGCCUAGGAAAAAGAUUCCUCCAAACCCCUUAUUGACAUUCCGCAUUAUUUGAUCUUAAAUGCCAUUUUUCUCCUGUCUUAGCUUAGGAAUUUUUUGAUUGCAAGCAUGGCAGAAGUUGAACCGUGUUACAUUUUUGCUCAUGCCGCCAAUCUACAUCUAACGAAGCAGCAGCAGAUUGGUUUUCCGGUGACAUUCCCAGUUGACUAGGAACUUUGUUCGCGAUUUCUACUUACAUAUCCUCAGUCACUAAUAACGCCUCGCUGUAGAUUCCUGCUGUGCGAGCCACAUUUGAAUUUUCCUUGCAUAGUUGACGGAAGAUAUCUUUAGCCAUGUGCGAUUUAUAUUUCUCCCGCAAAACUGUUGGAGACUUAGGAGAGAAUGCGAUCAAUAUGACUGCAAGCAAUGCAUGAAUUUGAUGUGAAUGGGACUUGAUGCAGACGUCAUUAAUACAUACGUCCUACUGUUGAUCGUUCUCCAGUAAAUGAAGAGCCUGACACGCACUGCUGAAAGUGGCAUGCGUAACGCCGUUGAUAGAUUUCAGUUGCUGGAAAGACGUUCGACGUGGCACAUUCAUCAACACCAUGCGAAGUAAGAUUGGGAUGCACGGUAUGCAGUCUGCCUACCGCAGUUCUUUGAGUAUGCCAGGGUGUCCCACCACUCGCUCUCCUCGUUUGCGUCGUUCGGAUGAUUUUAUAAACAUAUUCCCUGUGUAAUACGUAGACACUUCUGAAUACGACAGCGUUUUAGCAAAUGCGGCAGUUUGGCUUAACGUGGAAAACGCAGUUAAUGUUGUUGCCGGGGGACCUAAGGCAACCUGUUGCACAUUUGCAGCUGUAAAGUAAACGCAUUGCCCAUUCUCUAACUGUACUACAAGUUUACAACACCUGGACUUCGCUAAUGGAGGAGGAAUGGAAGAAUUCGCCACACGGAUCUGUUGCAGUUGACGCAUCUUCCAGCCAAAUACUGUGCGCUUUCAUCGAGUCGUAUGUCCGCAUCCCUUUCUCUCGUUUCGUUUUGCAGGCCGAAAACGGCCAUGUCGCUGCCUAUAUUUACAUACUUACAAAUGCACCCAAUUCUUUUCCCGGAAUUGCAGUUUUACACGUUUAUGUGAGCUGCGUUUGCUUCUAAAAGCAAGGGCGAACAGGACACAACGCAGCGGUUAUCGACUUUAUGCCACCGAUUCGCGUUCGUACGGUCUCCAAUUUGCCGACGUCUUCCGCUGAUCCUUUUCCGUGUAAGGGGCUUCCGUUUUAAUCGAAAGAUGUGUUGCAAACGAAUGCCCGAGGAUAUCUCUUAGGGCAUUUUCCGUCUACCAUGCCGGGGGGAGGUGCGGGGGGUGGGAGAAUUGGGAUUUAGUGCACCUCAAGUUUCAUGUAUCAUAUUCUUCGUCACAACUUCAUGCAAAUCGUUGUUGACAUCGACGUCAGGUAAUUCAUCGCGUAUUGCAUCGUCGAUUUCGACCUUUUUAUAGAGCCAAAUGAAGACAUGUGCAUGGGCCAGUACCCUCCUUUGCCGUUCCACCUAAUACAUCCAGCAACGCACAGACCCAACCACCUCGUGCUUCACCAUGAAGUUCAUCAGCGAUUGCAGUUUCUUCCUGAAAAUACGUGCAGUGAUGUAAUACCUAUGCACCGGCGAUAGCUCAGGAAGUAACAGCUGAUAAAUAUCCCCCCAAGCUGGAUUGCAUGUGAACGUAAUGAGUAGGUCUGGACGCCCGUACUGACAAACGUAAGCAAUUGCACCUCGAGCGCAUUCGAACAAAUGACGUGAACUGUCUGUAUAUGUGGAUGACAAAAUCGUUAUUCUUACAACGUUAGGUGUAUUACCGUCGUUUACAACUGCAUCAUGCAAACGAAUGUAUUCUUUAGAAUACAACUUGAUCUGAUUUAAGCGAAUGAAAAGCAGGCGUUCUGUUUCGUUUUUUGCAUACAUAUCCACAAUGCAGUAAUGAAGCAAUUGACGGCAUGUCAAAAGGGGGAUUACGUACACUCCGCCAAAUCAUAAGUUGGUAGGAGUAGUAGUUCAUUGCGCUGCAUUUCAUGUGCGUUACCUCAUCUCUGACUGGAUUUAUCAUCCUAACGUUGAAAUGAUAUCCACCGGCACCAUCUCGAAAAGUAAAUGGAUACUGCGUUAAAAUCGGUCUCCGACUAACGGUAUAUGUUAGAUGGCAAAAUCGUAAGCCUUCCAACGAAUGUUGUCGUACCGUCAUUCACAACAGCAUCACGCAAAUGAAUGUGCUCUUCAGAGCGCAGCGUGAAUGCUGAGCACGGAGGCGUGUUGGACACUGGUCCGCUGUUUAUCGCUGGCGUCUUUCAGCCACUCUCAGCUUGUAAUUUUCAUUCUGUUGAGAAACGGAGCAGACCUAAAGCUGCAGAACGCGGUAGUCGUGACUGCAACCGAGCUUCCUCAAGCCGACCUGCACGGCACUGGGAUGAUACUGGGUGACAGUCCCCUUAUGUGGGUUGUGCGGGGGAGAGGGUAAGGGAGCUUUGUAAACCGCAUCCAGUCGUCACGCCCGAGAAUCCCAGCGGAAGUGUUGACAGCCCCAUUAUGUGGGUAGUGUGCGGCAAGCUCAAGUGAAGCCCAAGGGUUGCAUUUUUUGUUAAAGGGUGGGUAGUUUGCCUACCGGCCCAGAUUGCAUGGGUCCAGACGUGGGGGGCAUGUUCAAGUGUCUGCAGGGUGAGCGGAGGGGUGAGCUCAGCCAUCGGACGGAGCCCAUGCGUUUGAGCGGAUGCCGGUCAAGGGGCUCGACGAACGCACGUGUGUCCGAGUGGCUGCCGGUCAAGUGGCCCCAGCAGGUGGCAUCGUUAUGCCGGAAAAAAAUCUGGUUUUUUACCCAUCACAGGCGUACCAUCGCAUAAUUACAAAGGUAAGCAGAAAAAAACCAAGCCGUAUGCGCGGGCAAGGCUAUGUUCAAAUUUCUGCGCAAUCGGUGCAGUACUUUCCGAGAUUACUUAUAACACGCAGAAAAACCCUUCCACAUAUAUAGGCAGAAUGGUAUUAUCGACAAAGACAAGGGAGACUGGAAUGGCCAUUUCUGGCUUAUUAGCCGUCGUCAGCCAGCCAUAUCCAAGCCCGAAGUGUGGAACACCCGAGCUUCGAACUCGCGACCUGUUGGUUUAGAAGUCCACGCCUCUACCCACCGGGCCACGAGCCCGUUGCCCUGUAGGUUUUCGAUCGGGAAUAUACAAUGUUAGGGGGCGCUCUACGAUCGUUCAUACGGAACUCACUCGUUCCGUUGUGCCUUAAGGGCUCUCGCUCUCGAGCCCAACCAGCAGCUAAUAAGCCAGAAAUGGCCAUUCCAGUCUCCCUUGUCUUUGUCGGUAAUACCAUUCUGCCUAUAUAUAUAUCAGAGCGGAUACGACAGAGUCUGGGGGGUAGAUUGAUACAGCACUGUUUCGGGCUUGUUUGCCUUCAUUCAGCCAACCAUAACCCUGACCACCAGCUGGGACCGGAAACACAAACAUGCACAUAUAUAUAUGGGCAUUAUAUAGGGUCACUAAUUAAACCCAUUCAUCGGCAUGAUUAACUGCUAUCUCGUAGGCUUGCGGAGACAUUAGUCUACGAAACGUAGCUGCUGGCAUGCUGUGGUAUAACGGGAAUGACUGGCACGACCUUUCUGUCAUUCACCAAAUGUUAUAAAGAACAGUCAAAUCGACCCCUAAUACUAUAGCGGCGUUAAUGCUAUUAUUGCUCGUUCAGGGCAUGCCAUCUGUCUUUUUCGUUCGUGGAGAUUCCUCCUCAUCUGCGAUUUAAUGUGCACAUGGCACUUUUUCGAAUCAAGGCUCUCCGCUACAAUAAUAAGGCAUACUGAUGGCUUGUACAGGCGUGCUAAAUGCGAGGGUCACUUUAAGAUGCACUGUAGAUUUACCGACUCAUUAAGUGUUGGCUAAAAUUCUGAAACGCAUUUGCAGAUUUUUUACUUGAAUGAAGGGUAUAGUUUUAUUUUAAAAACUUUUCCAAUUCGCGAAUAAUUUGAAGCCCUAUCUGCCGUUACACUUCCAUUCAGGGUUCCCAAUCCGCAAGCUGUAUAUUUUCCGUAUACGGGAAACCAUACUUUCCUAAACACUGUUAAAAGGAGACCGUGUGUGGUUUAUAAAUUAUUGCAGGGGGUAGAGACAUGUUGUAAACCUUAUAGACAACAUUAAUAAAUGCAGCGACACGAUGUGGUAUGAACGGGCAUUUCAUAAUCUUAAAAUCUCAUAAUUAGAAGCUUUUGAAACUAGAUUAUCUCCUUCCUUUAAGUAAAAAAUUUAAAGACGAUGUGAUUUUUUGCCAAAUGAAUAAAAGAACGAAUACUUGUACACGUAUGUCUUAUGAAAUAUAUUUAAAUUUAUGAGGAAACCGAAAAUCGAAGAGAAAAAUUCAGAUUAAUUUCUCAGUAACUUAUACAGGGGUUCAGAAAAACUUUAUUUCAAAAGGCGGCGUCCCAAUGUAACUGAAGUAUCCUGGGAUUAUGCUGCAGGGUAAUUAAUAUUACAACCUUACCUAAUUAAUAUUUUAAUGUCAAAACGCAUUUCAGGAUGCUGGUUAACAUUUCAUGUGUUAGCACAUUUGCUGUAUAAAUUAAAGUUAUUCACUCGUUAGCAGAAGUUACAGGUAUUUUGCGAUCAAACACAGGACCUACUGCGCUACAUCAUUACUUGAAAAUGGAAGGAAAAUGUAGUUGGAGUUAAUAAAACUUUUUAUCCGGAAUGAAUUUAUCCAAUCCUUUAUUGUUUCUGGAAUUCGCAUACAUUUGCAGGACAGUAUGUGCCAGAGGCGCAAAUUUUGAUGAGUUUGUCCUCCAAAACGUUCUUGUCCGUGGGCAGAUUCUAUUGGUGAAAAAGGAAUAAGAUAACCGACGGCUCACUUUAUAUGUUCCUUCAUCAAAGGUAGCAUGCAAUUUUAAGAUUUUCGAUUUUUUUCUACGUCUGCAGCAGUGACAUUUUUCGAGUUUUUACGUGCAAAAACGCCCCAGCAACUGGCAUUCUCCGAAAUAAUCAGCUGUCAUAUCAGAAAAUUGGAAAGUUGGCUUCUGUUUACUUAGUCCCCUAUAUUUUCUGUCUACUGUCUACGUUAAACUUUAGACUUUGGUUCGAUAGCAUGGACAUUUUUCCUAGCCUAAAAAAUGGCCUGAAGCAAUAUUUCUCCGGAAUGAACUUAAGGCAGACAAAGACGGCAGAUUUUAUUUGAACCAUUUAAUUUUGCAACGGCUUAUCAGCUGCAAGUGAAAAAUAUACAGAUGUUUGAGCUUCGACAGAGAAAAUCAGUGUAAAACGGCAGUAAAACGUAUAGCAUACGAUGAUCUUGCUGUUAUACAUUGAUUUUCUCUGUCGAAGUUCAAACCUCCGUAUCUUUCUCACUUGUUAUCUGUGUUAUGCAACGACAAGCUGCAGUUGAUAAGCCGUUGAGAACUUUACUGAUUCCAAUAAAUUUCGCUGUUUAUGCCUACUUUAAAUAAAAAUGGCUGUUCAGAAACAAUAAGAAAGCCAGUUUUAUUGCGUUUCCGCCGCAAGACGUUACUCAUUUCUACGCAAAGCACUUGUUAUUUUUAAUUACAUUGAUGUGCCUUUGCCGGGCGGCCACCGAAAAGUUGUCCGAGGGCAUGACGUGUCAUUGUUUAUGAGAUUUUAAGAAAAAUGCGGUCCGCAUUCAACUCUUUAAAUUCCAUAUGAAAAGGCUAGUUUUCACUGACAAUUCUGAAAAUUUCCCGAAUGCCGCAGCAGAUUUUUAGCUUCGGGCAAACUCUGGAACGUUUCUGUUAUUCAGUUCGAAUGCUGCUAUGAGCAUCGGAUGGCCCAUUCUUUCGCAGGAGCUCGAUUUUAUCUAUUCUGCGAUGGUUUGGAUAUCCCUUGUUGGACCUUGUAUUAUUUUGGUCUAAAAGUCUAGCUGUUUUUGGCAACAACGCCGAGUUCCCCAAGCCCAAAAGGACUAUAGUGCAACCAAAAAGUGUUUAUUUUGGUUUGUGAGCGCUGAAAUAGAUUUUGGCCGCGCAAAAACCUUAUAAUUUUAAAGUGAAUGAAGAACAACGAAACCUCUCUGCAUCUCAGAGCACACAUUCUUACUGACUGCUUUUAAGAUUAACCUUAAAGGACUCGGUAUAAUCCCACUUGGUCUUUGGGCAUUCGCUACAGUGCAGUAUUAAAAUAAAGAUAAUUUCUCCACCUUCCUGUCUUCAGUUGAUCUUUUGCGUCUGUCAUGACAAAAACCUGCGUGGUUUUCAAUUUGCACAGAAGCACUUGAGCGGAACUUUAUUCUUAGCCAAGUUACGCGACAUGCUCGCGAUCUUGUGGCGGACAAAAUGAAACUUUGCAUUCUUAAUUUCUGCUUAAUGGCACUUAUUUGAGCUGUAAUGGCAGAUAGACAUUUUUACCUGCCUUCGACAGGGCGGGCCACACACCAAGCAAUAGACUGGUUUGAUGGAUGGUUUAUGUCGUUUUUUGUUUCCGUCGCAAUGGAUUUGGAAAGUGCCGCAAUGCCAAGUUCACUGGGGUUUCUGAUUUUUGACAGCGCUGUAAAUUAUGCAUGCCUUUGAGUCAAUUAAAGUUGGAUGGAACUUGUUUUUGUUGUGUCUGGCGUUUAUUAAGAACUGGGACCCAGUUUUUUAAAGGCCAAUUAUCUAUGAACUCUAGCACAAAUACACCUAAAUACUUUUAAGCUAAUUUUUUCAUUAGUCUUUAGAUGGGAGUAGGUGUGUAAGGGCAAAAAAGGCUGUUCAAGUAAAAUGAUUUACUGAUGCCUAUUACGCAACUAAAACCUUCCAUUUUAUACUUACUAAUAGAUUCACAUUAGGCAGAAUGACAUUACCGACAAAGACAAGGGAGACUGGAAUGGCCAUUUCUGGCUUAUUAGCCGUCGUCAGCCAGUCACACGCAACCCCGAAGUGUGGCACACCCGAGGCUCGAACUCGCGACAUGUUUGUUAGAAGUCCACGCCUCUAACCACUGAUCCACGUACCCGUUGCCCUGUCGGUUUUCGAUCGGGAACGUACAAUGUUAGGGGGCGCUCACCGAUCGUUCUUACGGAGCUCACUCUUUCCGUUGUGCCUUAUGAACUCUCUCUCUCUCGAGCCCAACCAGCAGCCGCACAGCGGCGCAUGAUAUAGACUAUUAGUUGCCAUUUUGGUCGAAUUUUAGACCAAUUUAUGCAUUGUCUCAGAAUUCUUGGUAUCAGAUUCAUAGAUCUAGGUUAUAGAAAACCAGAAAAUAAAGCCAAAUCCACAUAGUUUUCAAAUUUCAAUACUCGUAGUAAAGACUGCUGGAAAAUACAUUGAAUUCUACUCGAAAGGUUCCUCUUCUGCAUUCUUUUGUCCGAAACUAGCUGCCACUUCGAAUAUUUAGCUCUUGUAGAUUAACACUAUUUCACUCCGACUAAACAAAGGAGGUCUGUCACGACGUCAUGCCCUUUUGAAUACCUUCCAACGACGAAAAGGCAAAACAGUUUGAGGUAUAAAUUGGAAGUGAGCAUCAAGUACACGUACUUAUAUGAACAACAAUGCUGUUGCAAAGGGCGUUAUUCUGCCGAGACUCCGAUUAAUCUAAAAAGCAGCGUCAUACCUCAUAAUAUAUUUACGGUGGUCGGUGGAGUGCCACCAGCCUCCCCGACACAUCAAGUCCUUCCACAACCUCGCUGCCAUAUAAACGGUCUGGACAAUUCUGUAGUUUGCGGACUGCUCAUUCACGGACCCUUUAUCUUUCUUGUCAAUAUCCUAUUCAUUUUCAUAGCCGCAGUAGACCCGUCUAGAAUUUCGUAGGAAAUUUUUACGAGCAAAUGAUGCAGAGAACUUAGAGCAGAGAUUUUUAGGUCGGGCUCUGAAUGCCAUUUCGUCAUUAAAAUAAGCCAUUGGUAUCAUUGGGAUGCCAGUAGCACGCUUAUUCACUGAUUUUCAUGAUCAAAAGUCCUUCCGAAGCCAAGCUCAGAAAACUGUCGUGUUUCCUUUAUCGAGUUUUCAACGUGUCUGCGGAGGCAAAACCAGAAAUGCGUGCUAUAGCCCUCUCCUAGUUGACGGCUAAUCGCAAUUGCAGGAUGUGACACCAUAAAAUUGGCGAAACGUUUUCUGUCUUUCAGCCGGAACUUCCAGUCUAGGAAUUGUCCUCAACAAACGUAAAAAUUUAGCGUUGAAACGCUUUAUGACCUUGUUUAUUGUGAAUUCUGGGUAGAUGAGACUUUCGAGCCCAUUUUACUCACAAUUUUCCUGAUCUUUUCUGACCCCCAUUUUGAAUCUCAUACUCUGUGCAGCCAGCAAUUUUCUGCGUUCCUCUGCGCACCACAAAAAUACUUCCGUUUUAGUAUAUUGGGUCGUUCAGCCUUGAUUCUGACACUUAGGGAAUUUGCUUUAUAAGCAGUUAUGUGUCUCAGGCAGUUAGGGGCAAUAAACAUUUUUCUUCACCUUUUUCGGCUACAAAUUGUGAAAAUAAGAUCAAUGUGGGAAGUGACUUUUGCGGGUCGCAUUGCACAUUUUUGCAUUACAUUUGAUGCUGACAAAAAGUUAUCGGCUUUUGAGUCAUACUGGACUUAAAGAGCAAGAUUUUGUUGAUCAGCGUUACUUUCGAAACAUAGCCCUGUCUGAUCUUUUUGGUUUCUUGAAAAACGUAUGCGCAAACUCCGAGUAACACCGCCCGCUCGGUCUGAAAGUUGGUAUGGAUACUUGAACUGAAAUCCACCAAUUUUCGCGGAAUAAUCGCAUCGUACUCAUAAGCUGCCAGCAGCCAGUCAGCAGUUUACAAAUACAGGACGAUUCACCUUACUGGCUGCGCAGAACCUAGGUAAAUGCUCAGAUAUCUGCUUCGCCGAUUUUAUGACGUUUCAUAAAGCGACUGAGAGAGGGUCGGCUCGUCGAUGGGUUCAUCAGCGCCUCUGUGUCUCUUUAUGAGCAAGGCGUUUAUUUAUGUUUAAGGCGCGUUCACCGACAAGGCUACCGGGCAUGCUUGUUGCAUUGUGUCUUGGAGCCCAGUGUAGAGCCCUUUCCGGCAAUCGUGUAGCAACCAGAAAUAUAUAUUGAAAUACCGUCUUAUGCCAAUACAUUUCAGGCUUCAUUAAAAGUAGCUCUUAGAGGACGUGGCCACAGUCGUUAUGGGAACUCCAGUAGCUAAGCUGUCACUGCAAUUAAUGUCGGUAUUGAACGUUCAGAAUUAUUUUGCGAAGAUAGACCGUAUUUAGGAGAAACAGUGGCCUUAGAAAAACAUGCGGCUGCCAUCGCGAAAGUAUUUUACGCAUUGGCCAAAGGCUUCUUUUUAAAAGGUCAAAUUCUGGCAACGACCGGAACGUUAUCAAUUAAUAAAAAUAGUAAAAACGAAUUUUUGGAAUCAAAACCUGCCCGGCAUUCCUUAGCGAAUUUCUUUUCAAAAUAAUUUUAUGAACAAUAGAUUGCAAGCGAAGGACACUGGCAUUUAUUAAAAAUUAUAGUUUAACACUAUGUUGGCUGAAGAUUUUUAAUUAUAUUUAAUUGAUUUAAAUAACCGAUCUCCUAGGCAAAUGCAAUCUCCCGAGUAAAAUGGUGAACUCAGAGUCAGUCUGGCAAUUCCACUGCUCCGAGCACGAGGGAAAGUCACAAUUGGACAAAAAACAAAGCCGGGUGAAGGCAGGACUGCAAGCGUGCCCCGCUCUCCCUCCUCGUAGGGCGUGUUUUCUGAGAGGGUUUAAACGGUGGACGCAGGGGGAAUCGUUGACAAAGGUCUGAGGGCUGCGAGUCCCUGGGGGAUCUUAUCUGGCUCAUCUGCACGUGCGUAAUUAUGCGAGAAAAAGGCCCAACGUUUCGGGCACUGGCUGUACGCAAGGCGGAUGCAUUUGCCUUUUCGCUGACAACGAUUUUCGGCCUAAAUGUGCCAGUGCCACGAGGCAAAAAUCAGCCUAAAUAUCUGUUGGGAGUUUUUCCAGAAAUUAUCUAGGAAAAGAAAGACUCGUUGGAGUUCCUUUAUUAGGGACUUUGUGGGUCAUUUACAACAGCCCGCCAUUCGUGCGUGGCUUGCGUACUGGGUCAGAUACGGAAAUAUGGACUCCCCCAGUACUACGGGUGGUCUUGCGCCUAAUUCCAAGUGGUUCCUAUUCCCAUAUCCUGCCUCUUGCCCUAACCAUAGCCCUCCUAACCCUAACUGUCCUAACCCUAACGGCCUCCUUACACAAGCCCUAACUCUAACUAACCUCCCUGGAAUUCAUAGCGAGGCUAAUUACAAUACGUGGGUUAAUAUUUCCACGCUCAACCGGGUACCGGAUGGUGGUAAGUAAAGAUCCUACGAUUGAUGUUCCUGAUUUAUCAGUGUGUGAGUGCAUAAUUUCAGCGACCAAAAUUUGCUAGAAGUAUAAUUGUGGAUGACGGUCCAGUGGGAAGAGUGAACAAUGCGCUGCUGUUAUUACCCUUGAACCCAGAGACGGGACGGUUGAUGUGAUAUGCACCAAGACCAAGGUGACGGUUACUGCUCUUCCCUCUCGAGGUAUCCGCUUCUCGGAAAGCUCGCUCGAAUGUUUGAUGGGGAGGGGGGGGAGGGGUUCUGCUGAUAACUCUGGUGGCAUUCCAAUUCCAAGGAUGGUUGCCUUCAAGCGAAUGCGACACGAGGUAUUGUGUGUGUGUGUGGGGGGAAGCCUGUUUUCUUCAUUGGGUGGAGCCUCUGCACGACAGGUCUGCACAUACGUUGGUAUUUCUUGUACAGGGUAGAAUGGGCCCGAAAAUAUGACUGUAAACAGGGGCAAUACAGGCUUGACUGCUGGGUGAAUACCAACGCUCCUCCUCCUCAGCUUCUAGAGUCCACUUUUUGGCGGACGGAGUGACUAAUUCCCAGACCACAUCUGCACUCUCCGCCCUCUUCUCCGGCCGCUGGUUUUCAUGUCUUAGAGUUUUUUUUUACAGGAAACUCAGUGCAUUUCCGCUCUAUAUUUGUAUAAAAGAUAAGAAUGAUAAUGUAACAAGCUGUUAACCGGAUGUUGGUUGCUGUAACACAAAGGCGCAGCGGAGGUGAGCUCUGACUCUGCUUCUUUGCCGAGUGGCAGGAUAGAUACUUCCAUAGUUUGGCAUAAUUUCGGCACAACCUACUGACAAUCAUUCUAGGCUUCUUCUCAAGUAAAUUAGUCGAUGUAAAAAGUGUCGUUGAAAAUACGAUGGAGAUAUUCGACCUCCGGUUUCCUUAUGAAAACGGUGUCGCCAAUGUAUUGGGGUCUAAAAUUUGGUAUUUUACCGUCUAAUUACGUCUCCUAAUAGUGUGGACACAUUUAGUUAGGAAGCCUAUUGGUGUUUUAUCGCUCUAUUGAUUAGUAACGAUUGUCGAGCUUGCAAGAAGUCUUAAGGCUGAAAACUUAGCAGUUAUACCACAUUAUAAUUAAGAAUGUUCGUGGACUUAUCUGGAGGGCCAUGAACUCCGCAUGCUGUAACCUACUCCCUCAGUAAUGAGAAAGCUAGAGUCAGGUCGAGAAUAGAUUGCUUUCAUCUGAGUGUAGGUCGAAACAUCGAAUUCUUUGAUGGAAAUGUUGGUUGUGUUUUAUCAUUUUAGGCCAAACUACUCAGGUGUUUUAGGCGUCUGAAAGUCAUUGGGCAGACUCCGGUGACUUAGAAAGUUUAUAUUAACUGCGUGACUUCCAGUGACUGCAUGCACAUGCAGUGGGAGGACCAAUGUUGUUCACAAACAAUCGUGGCUGUGACUGUUAAUUAUUCUACUCUGGCGCGCAUCCAAAAUAGCCUCUCUUGUCGCAGUCGCCUGCCUGUCCCCAUCAUACAGCAUUCACUACUUUUUGUUUAUUCUGUCUGACACGGGGCCGUCGUUCGCAUCUCGAAUAUUCACAGGUGAAUUUCUGGAUUGUCGAAGAAUGUCACUUUUAAUAUCAGAACUGGAGUAUAUGUCGGAAACCGCAUGGAAAACAUAGGGGUACCCAAUAGUGAACUGAACCCUCUACGACUGUGCCAUGUAUGGGCACGAAAUCGACUAAACAGGUGUCUGGGCUGUUAGCUAAUACUCGUACUGGGAGUAUGUUAAACUACUCCAUAUUUAUUGAAUAAUGCUUUGGUCUCAUGCGUAUGGCAGAUUAUAUGAGUAUGACCGGAGAUAAUCAAGAGGAGAGGUAGGCGUUGCUGUCCUCUGUUAUUACUAAUCAACGGCGUAGAACUAUUAUUUGCACUCCCGUAUCCUGUUUCCGAUAGGUGUUUCUGGGAAAGGAUAAUAAAAGCCGCAAAUAACUCCAAUAUUCGACGUUUCUUUGCGCUAUGUGCCGAUAAACGUACACCUACAAGGGGAUUCGUAAACGGGAGGUGAUUUGGACGUUUAACUCAUACACGUAAAAAAUCACAUCCAGCACCCCCGCCCCAAAUAAGUGUGCUGGGCCCUUUCCUUCUCCAGAUCCUCAUGCUUUUUUCCUUACUCCAUAUAAACAGUUUGGUUUACUCCCGAAGGCGUGUGUGUAUUCUUAUUUUCACAUGCAAUGUCUAUCUUUCUCAUCUAGCUAACAGUACUUGUUGCCCUGUGCUGUGCUUCCUCUGGAUCCUCGGUCAAGGAAUACCAUGUUUUCAAUGAUGAUGCCUCGGCCAGUCAGUUCGCCGUCGCAGUCUUUGUCCUGGCCUUUUUAUUCAGUAUCAUCUCACUCAUCAGCGAUUACCUCUACGGCAGUGCCUCAAAUGUGAAACGACGUCGAAACAUCUUGCUCGGUGAUGUUGGUGGCUGUGGUGGGUUCUCUGAUAUUUUCAUUUGGAUGUCAGUGUCUCUGCACAAACCUGUUGUAUCCCUCAGCAUUACAAGUGGCUUUUCCCUAAAUUCUCGGCUUACGGUUAUGAGGGUUAGUGCCAGGUUCAGAGCUAGGCAGCAUAGAGUUGGGGUUAAUGCUAGGACAUGGAAUAGGUACUCCCUUGGAAUUCGAUGCAAGGCCACUUUCAGUACGGGGGGGAGGGGGUCAGUAUUCCCGUCUCCGAGGAGGAUUACCCAAUUUGUGUAAUUUUUUGUCGUACUGACAACACAGACAGAAGCAAAAAGCCCAGGCGCACGUAUUUUGCCGAUCUUGUGCCGCUGUCUGACGCAGCUGGGAGGGGUUCGACUCACCAAUGGGUCCCCCAGCCGUCCUCCCCGUGUUUUCUGGUAUAUGAAUUUCAGUUUCGCCUUGUGUUGAUUAUUUUUCGAGGAAAUGAAUGCGCGGACUUGGAGUUAAUCCUUCGGAACAGACCUUUUCAGGCACAAUCUGAAAUUAGACAUGAAUAAUUGGGCUGAAAUGCAUGAGCUACCGCGGAAUAGCCGUGUAAUAUUCACAAACCGCUAGCAGACAGCCAGUAGUAUGGAAUUAUGUAAUUAUUUACCAAAAUUGACAAUACAGUUCGAAGCUGUGGCACUACUCCAGCCUGCUUGAUCGUCUUCUCCUCAAGCAGAGUGUUGUCGCUUUUUGCCGAGGUGUCUCCGUCCUUUUCAAAAUCGACUGAAAGAACCGAUACUUUUUAUAUCAAGUUCAAGCCAGACUGGGCUGCAAUAAAACCUAGCGGUUUCUGCGGGUGCGGAGUUACGCUAAUCUUCUUCUUGGGUUAUGAUCUUGGUACCGGAUCUUCUUCGUCUGUUUCCAAAUGCGAGUUAUUUUCCCUCGGUGAUAAUAAAGGCUGGUUUGGACGCGGGAAUAUGGAACCAACCUGGUAAUGCAGAUAGUUUUGCGCUAAAUCCCAGGGAUGGCACCCUACACUUAACUCCAACUCAAACCUUAACCCCAUAACUUUAAGCAAAAGGCUAAUUUUCCAGCUGGAGAUUUACGCAUGACCCCCCCCCCCGGAAGAAAAUUCGGAGCUUUCAUAUUUCCAUGUCACGCUAAAGGAUGUAGCAGGAAGACUAACUAGAUAUUCUUUCAUCUUUCCGUUGUUACUUUCUGAUUCCGAACCAUAUUCUGGUAUAUUAAUGUGAGUAAUGUCUUAUCAGUAUUCGGCCCCCUAGUCUCUGACGGCAAAAUAAUGCCCGUUCAAAUCACAUCUUCAAAAUCCAGCGAAGCGACCUUAAGAGUAGUAUUAUUAUUUACAGGUACAAUUAGUACCUUCGCCUCGUGUUUUUGCCUGUAUUCCUGACCGUUUCAACCGCCGACAUAGACAAGUUUCAGCCAGAUCAGAUGAAGCCUCUGCAGUCUAUUCCCAGCUGCCAAUUGGAGGAGCGAAAUAUAGAAGAAUGACGACGCCAACGUUACGAGAAGAGGCAAUAGGUCAUUGAAUGAUUCACGGGUCAAGCAAGGGGAAGUAAGCCAUGUCGUUUUGUGACUGGUUUAGAAACUGACGGAACCUCUCGGCUACUUCAAGCCGGGGACUAGAGUAAGCAAGAUAUCCGGCAAGGGAAAUAUUGUUAAGCUUCUUGAGGGGAUUUAUCCUGCAUAUCGUAGGCUUACCUCCACCCAUCCCAGACUAUCCAUCCUGGCACCAAGCUGUUCACGGAAAACACUAAGUUCCUCUUUUCUCUGAGUUGCAAUGAACUUCACAAAUUACAGAUGCCGCGCCCUCUAUUUAAUCUCAUCUGUGCACCGGAGCAUCAGCAAAGGCCAAAAUUGUGUCUUCCUCGUCUUCAGUCGUGAAUUUGCGUUUCACUUUCAGCCGGUUCAUUACAGCGAGCAGCAGAUCACUCGGUCUCCGCUCGGCUACUGCGGCGAAAAUAUCCUCCUCACGCGUGCACAGAGUUCGAUCUUACUCAAAACUUCCAAGAAUUUUACCCUAAAACCUGGAAAAAAAAACAGAUAUUGGAACAGGACCUAGAGCGUCACUCACAGGCACAUAACCAAAUGUCUGAAUAUAAUUAAACUAAUAAGAGGUGGACUUACAAUACAUGGGCUAACUCAUAAAAUGUCAACUGAAAUUCCGAAAUGCGUUUUCGUUUCGAAAAGAAUAAUUGAGUAGGGUUGUAAGACUAAUCAGCUUGAAGUAUAAUUCUAUAAUAAUUCAGUUACCUCAGGAUGCCGUCUUUCGAACGAUUAUUUUUCUGGCUGCAUGCAAAAAUGCACACUGUAAAAAAAUGACUACGUAAUUAGCAUGCAUUUUUCUAAUUGAUUUUCGAUGCCCCUAUAAGACCAAUUAUAUUUCAUGGAAAACAUGCAUCAAAAUACUUAUUCUUUUACACGAUCGGUUGGCACUGACGUCUUCUUCCAAUUUUAUGCUCGAAGGAAGAAGAUAAUUCGGUUUUAACAAGGUUUUAAUUGUGAGACUUUCCAAUACCAUGAAAUGGUCGUUCAUAAAACGUCAUGUUUCAGAUUUUAUCAUUGUGGCUUGUAAAGUUAACAAUAUGAAUCACAUCCAAUGCGACAUUGUAUGAACCUCUAUGGUCUUCUCUUAGUACCAUAGAGAAAAAUGCGGUUUUUCGUACGCGGAAAAUAUACGGCUUGUAGUUUGGAAACCCUGAAUGCAAGUGUGACGGCAGAGCGGGUUCAAAAUUAUUCGGAAAGUGGAAGAGUUUUCGAAAACUAAUUUAUAUCAUUCCUUCGAGUAUACAAUUCGAAGAAGACGUAAUUUUCUAGCGAAUGAGCAGGAGAAUGAAUAUUUUUAUGCAUGUUUUCCAUGAAAUAUAAUUGGGCUUUUAGGGGGAUCGAAAAUCAAUGAGAAGAGUUCAUGCUAAUUAAGUGGCCAUUUUUUACAGUGUGUAUUGGCAUGCAGUCGGAAGGAAGUUCGUUCGAAUUCCUGCAUCUUGAGGUAGCUGAAUUGUGAUAGAAUUCUGCUGUAGGAUGAUUAGUUUUACAACCCUACUUAAUUAAUCUUUUCGAAACGAAAACGCAUUUCGGAAUUUCGGUUGACAUUUCGUGAGUUAGUCCACCUACUGUGCAAAUUUCAACGUCUGUUUGCCAGGAAGGAGAUUAAUUGGACACCGCAACGGUCAGCGCAGUCUUUUGAAAUCCCAGUCUUGCGGGAAGCCAUUAUCGGCGGCAUUAUGGAAGCAGAAACAAAUAUGCAGCUUUUGACCGCUUGCCGACGGGCUUUGUCACUAGUUUAAAAUAAGCGGUCUCUAAGUAAAUAACUUCAACUGUAAAGUUGGUUGGAAGCAUUAUAACAGUCCUGUUGCUUGCAUGACUGUUAAAUAUCCUCCUCGAAAUACUGUGAGUGCACUCGCGCCUGCCAGGACUGAAAGGACAUUCUCACGCAGACUGGCGUGUACCUACCAUCGCUACCAGAAUAGAUGCCAACCAAUAAAAAAGACGGAGAUUUCAAAGAGCUAAAGCACGCAUCGCCCUGCUGUACUGAGUGAUUUUAUAGCCCUAAUGCCGGGUUUGUAGGAGCAGAAUCUCUGAGAGGAAAGACUGAAGUACCUGACACAGUGGCGACUUCUGCGCCACUGGUGGGGGGAUGAGCGCAGCGUCAGCCUUGCUUUCUCAUUCCACACCACCCACCAAAAUUCGCUCGGCAAGAUGUCUCGUGAGACGGAAGCGGCGGCGGGGGGUGGUGUUGUUGCAGGAACCUCCCGCGCAGAUGAGCAAACUCCUGUUUCUGAGCCUUCGAGCUCGUGCGGAAGUGAGCACAACCAUCGGGUUAGACGGACAGCCGUGCAGCUAUUGUAUUUUCUGUUUGCGCCUCACCUGCACGCAGCUUUGACUGAGAACGAAGCCGCGUCGUCUAGUGGUAGUGGUCCCGCAGCGCGCGGUACACCGGGGGAGAAGGGAUGUGCCGGUUUGGCAGAAGUGCAGUCAAAGAUACAGGUCUCAAACAGCCCCUGCUUCAAAACCACAGUGCGCUUUGGAGUAGCGAGUUCCCCCUAGGCAAUGUCAGUUUUCGGCCUUUUUUCGAGGUGGUUGUAGGGUAAAUGCCAUGAAAAAGUGUGUUUUCAGAUGAAAAAUACUAUCUCGCCAAGGUCCCCGCAUAAGAAAUACUUUGAAGGUUAGACUUGUCGACAACAAUUUGUAUGACCAAAAGCACUUGUUUGUUAAUAUCAUUUUUUUCAAAAGCCCGAGGUCUCCCUGUUGAUGUCAUGCGUUUUACCCCAGUUAAUGUCCGAUAUUAUAGCUGUGGAUGUACUUUUGUAAAUGAAUUUGUUACUUUUGGCUAGGGCAGCGAUAAAUUAUUGCUAUCAGCUUGUUGGAAGCAACCCUCUAGCAUUCCGCACUAGAGUUUUAAAAAUGGCUGUCUUCUCCUGAAAACUAAUUUCAAUGCAAUUAUCAGCAAAAGUUCCACCAAAACAAUUGUCUGUUGUGUUAUGUUUCGAAAAUUUUUAAAAAACAGUCAUAAACGGGGCACUUAAAGACCGAUUAUUGGCGGAACAGAACUGCGCAUAAGGCUUUUUUCGACUUGCUGACACGGUGGCAUUUUACGGCAAACAGCCCAUUGCGCUGAAUGGCUGGCUCGAUUCCUCGUGUGCAGUCCUCUAACAAACUUUGAAAUAUUUUCUUAUUGAAAAAACUGAAUUUCGACUAAACGAUUCGUUUACACUCAACUAAUUUCUCUAAAGAUAACAAACGCGACACGCAUACGUCCUCGACACUUUCUCCUCGGGCCACUACAGGUGUAAGGCGAAAUUGCUCUUAAGUCAGCCAGUGAGCAAGUUUUUUUCCUUUUAUAAAGUAAACGGUUUGUUGUUAGGCCAUUGAAUAAAGAACAAUAAAGAUCAAAUAAAAAAUUGUGCUAGUAGCAUGGCUGAGGCUGCAUGUCAAGGGGCUUGUUAGACAUUAUCAACUUGAAUCGUAACUUUUAUUAUACUUUGUCAGAUGUUGCGUUAAAUCAUUACAAGAAUAUAUGCAUGAAUGAGACAUGAUGGCAUUACUGAUAGAGAUAAGGGAGACUGGAAUGCCCAUUUCGACCGCAUUAGCCGUCGUCAGCCGGUCACACCCAACCCCGAGGUGUGCAACACAUGGGGCUGAAUCCCGCGACCUGUUGGUUAGAAGUUCAACGCCUCUAACCACUGGGUCACGGGCUCGUUUUCCUAUCGGUUACGAUCGGGAAAGAAAUCCCCAAGGCACAGCGGGACGAGUAAGUUCCGUAAAAGCUAUCAGUGAACAGCCCCCCUCUACCAUUAUGUAUGGAUGCAGUUCUUUGUCAAUCUCUAGAACCCAAUAGACUGUGUAACACCGUUGUCGACUUCGCAUACUGGAGCACCAGUUGUUUUUAAUUUGCUUAAAUGAUCCACUUUUCAUAAAAAGCUGAAGAAUGGAAUGGGUGUUCGGCUCUGCGCCUUCUUUGAAAAGCUCUCCUGGGGAUCUAAUUUACACCUACGUCUCUAUAUCGAGGAAGGAUAACCAAUUAUGUCUUGAAAAGCAGCUAAGAUAUCAUUAAAUGUGUUGACAGAAAUUCCAUAAUAUGUCUUCGAUGAGGAAAUAUUACUUAGAUGGGAUCGUUAUAUCGCUCAUCAUUCAGUCACACGGGCAUGCCGUCAUUUAAAUGCCCUCCUUGUUGGUUGUAUUCAAAACUGGCUACCUAGACAACAUGCAUUUUUCCCCUGAUCUUUGACAUUCUUAUAGAUUCAAAUACAUUUUAUAGGAGGCGCGCACAAAAACGUUCUCUCUUCUACUCAUUCCGUAGCAAAUCAUGUCCUCUUUGAAUUUUAUUCCCGAAGAAACGAUCAUUUUAAUCCCCAUGUAGUUUUUAAGUUGGUGUGCCAUUACUCAUGCAUUUAGGAUUCCCGAAGCACGAAUUGUAUACUGUCCAUAUCAUACGGGACUAAUAAAAUUUUGCAAUGGGUGUGACCAUGUUUUAUACUUCAUAGGGAAAAGUAAUAAAUGGGCAGUUUUAAUGCUUGCUCACGGACUUAACAAAUCGCAUUAUUAUAAACUCCUUUUAGAACCGAAAGAAAAUCUUUCUCCGAGUCUAACCUUUGAAGGGGAUUUUUUCGGUCGCGUAUACUUUAAACUAUAUUUUAAUAUAUAUAAGCGCAAAGAAAAUCGGUGGGAAAAAUUUAUACCGCUUGAGUAGUCAUUUUUUCGGAUGCUGGGUUGGGGACUGUCGACACAGAAUAGACAAAUCAAAAAUAUAGAACCAGGACUAUCGGAGUCACCUGGUGUUAUUGCCCGUGCCAGGGGCUGAAAGUCACCUUGCAAAGCCCCUUUUCUUACGUGGAAUAUUUGGGCCAGUAGGACAUCAAUCUAGGUUCAGUUUUGCGUUUUUCUACUAUUUUCUAAUUUUCAAAGACAAUAAUGCGAAUUUUUUGGGCUUACUCAUUUUUAUAUACCCGGGACCUAGCUCGCCGCGCUCGGCCCUAUCCUCUCUCGCCGUGCCGCCGUGCCGAACCAAUCCCUUUCGACUGCUUCAUAUUGUACAACUCCGUGCACUUGGCAUAUUAUUUACUCGGCUAACAAAAUAUACGUUUUGAUCCUUAAUUGCAGGUUAUCAUUAAACGACGCUUUCAUAACGGUUUCGUAAAAAAUUGUGGUGUCAACUAUGUAGCUGAGAAAGGCAGAUGCUUGAUGCGCUGUGUAUGCCGACUUUCCGGAGAGCAUUCGCAGAGCCCAGCCGACUUAAUCCUACGUUCUUUUGAUUAGUUUGAGGCCGUUUUACCGGUUGACUUUUAGUUUUUUUGCCCUUACUAGAGACAGAACAGUCUGGCCGAUACGACCCCCGCUUUUCGCACCAUCUGUUAUUCUGAAACGUCUCGAGUGACAUGAAGGGCAAUUACCUGUCUUUUUAGUGGCUUGUGGAUUUACGUCCCAUCGGAAAAACACCGACUGCUGAUUUUUUGAUAUUCAAAUCUGUGCCCAACGUAUGCCCGCAUGUUCCGUAGUUGUUCCUCCUCGGCCUUCAAAUCCUCACUUAUCAGUCUUAUGCUAUUAAUUCUGGUCGAUUAGUCCCGGCUGCUAACAGUUUUUAAGGUUGCUCAUUACUAUAACAAUUCCGUGUUCGAUGUCACCCUUCCCGAUGGAACCUCUUAUAAUUGUGGUUUGCGUUGAGCGUGGGUUGAUUAAGCUCCAGCAGCUUAUAUCAGCUAAAAAGAAAGUAGAAAGCGCCUCCUAUGUCAUUCAUUUUGGAUCGACUUUCCCAAGUAAAAUUGUGGUCAAGAAUCUGGAAACAGUUUUGAGAAAACUUCAUGAAGUUAUCACGUUAGAGCCACCAAGGGCAACAUGUAUCUGAGCAAACCAUUCUCUCAAAAAUCGUGGUUAGCAGGCUAACAGAUAUAUACGGGUGAACUUCUGCGUUCACCUGACCUGCAAUACGAGGUUAUAGAAUUGUCACCAGGUCAAAUUUAUGUGUCUUUUUAAUUAACAGUCGUAUUAGCCCAAAGUCCUCCAACGAGGAAUUUGGACAACGAACAUUUUUGGCUAUCGCCUGGUAAAGACACCAUCGAACAUUUUUGGGUCAUCAGAUAGACGUGCACACUAAUUAUCCCAUAUUUUUCUAUCAGUUUCUCAUCCUCACUCAUGUUCCCUUGCAUUCGGGCAGAUAUAACCAACGCAUGAAGAAUUUACCCUUAGGAAUCCAUGAUGCAUCUCUUGAAGACCCGCACAUUCAGUGAAGACCGCAUCGCGCUUGGCACUCGUACAUGGCUGUUUACUUUUGUCAGCCACUAAGCACGACUCAACACAUGUCGGAUGGUUGACAAGUUCGGGCAUUCGACUGAGUAUGGGGGAGGGAAGGGAGAAUGAGCUCUACACUGGGGCAUCUAUCCUCACGGCACAUCAGCGCAUUCCCUACAACAAUGAUCUAUCGCAUGGCAGACCGUCAAUGGAUGGGAUUACUCGGCCCUCGUGACCACUACGGCGUGUGUAUGUGGAGUGACUGGCUGGAAAAUGGAAAUUAGAUUCGAUGCCUGUUUCUUAAUGACGCAGGUAGGUUUUAAGCUGCCCCCCGCGGAAGCCUGGUAUAUUCCGAGGGAACCAGACUGUGUGUAUGUGUGGCAUUUGUAGACAGACUUUCUAGCUUUGUCUAGCGUUUUGUUCCAGUUGUCUUGGCCCUGUCCUUCCAUCAGAGCCACGCAGGUGAGGGGCGAGGGAGUGCCAUAGAUGCUUCGCAAGUCUGCUCCACUUUAAGCCACUUCACGCGUAAGUCACCGGGUUGCACAUGCGCUCCGUGGGGUACACAGUAAACGCCGUCGCUACUGGCUGUCGAAAUGUCGGAUUACACUCCACCGAGUUAUAUUUUGCCACCUAAUAAUAAAAUGGUAUAAUAAGCGACGAAUAUUUUGCUAACGAAACUCUACUGCUGACUUAUGAUAAAGGUGUUUCCAGAAACUUCGAAGUUAUCAGAUACAAAUAUGCGGUAGCCUUUAAAUAGACUUCGCUCAGUCAUUCUCCUUAGGUUUUGCGGUUGAGGCCUGGACGAUUUGGCCUGAGAAGCAUUUCCUGCCAUCUCUUCUCUAUCCUUAAACUUAUAUUGCACCUUUUUGUCAUAAUGCUGAUUUAGAAAUAUCCUGUGUAAUAUGGAAUAUUUAAUAGGAAUAUAUCUUAUCUUCGGAGGUAAUCCUAACCCCUUACAUUCUCACUGUUGAGAUGAGUCGGAAGUAGUUAGGAAUUGGUAUACUCCUCGACAAUGCACUAAUUCUGAAUUCAAAAUGAUACUACCGACAAAGACAAUGGAGACUGGAAUGGCCAUUUCUAGCUUAUUAGCCGUCGUCAGCCAGCCACACCCAACCCCUAAGCGUGGAACACCUGGGGGUCGAACUCACGACCUGUUAUUUAGAAGUCAAUGCCUCUAACCACUGGGUCACGGGCCCGCUGUUCUGUCGGUUUCGAUCGGGAAUAUGCAAUGGCAAAGGGCGCUCACCGAUCGUUCUUACGGAACUCACUCGUUCCGUUGUGCCUUACGGGCUCUUUCUAGAGCCCAUGGGUAUGACUGACUGACGACGGCUAAUAAGCCAGAAAUGGCCAUUCCAGUCUCCCUUGUCUUUGUCGGUAAUACCAUUCUGCCUAUAUCAUGCGCCGCUGUGCGGCUGCUGGUCGGGCUGAAGAGAGAGCCCGUAAGGCAAAACGGAACGAGUGAGGUCCGUAAGAUCGAUCGGCGAGCACCCCUCUACCAACUCGGAAUUCUUCAUCACUCAGAGUAAGUAUUUUCCAAGAAUUUCCUCUAGGAUCCUUUCCGUGGAACACUGCCUCUUAAGUGGAUAAAUCUAGCGUGCUUAGGAAACUUUGUAUGGCAUUGCUUUCAGAUCUUCGAUUACAUUCCGAAAUCAAGCGACUCAGGUUGAACAGUGUAAACUAAAUUCUUGGAAGUUUUAUUAUCGUUUUUCGAAGAUUUGGCCAAUGCCUGGCCUGACACUUUUUAACAACUUAUCUGAUAAGUUGUUGAGCCAGUUUCCGGAGCAGAUAUUGGUUGGACAGGGGAAAUAAGUUGCCCCUCGCACUUUAAGAGAUCAUGAGCUAUAUUGUAGGAGGAAAACCUGUUCCGGCAUCCUAACUUUGACCCUAAGCCCCUCCCCCCCCCAUAACGCUCCUUACCUUGAACCUGGCACCGACGCUAAACCCAGACUUUAGAACGAGAUCACCUGUGAUAAGGGGGGAAGCACUCAUUCCUGUAUCCAGCCUAGAUAUACAAUUAAUUUUGCGAGUCGGAUCGGAGCUCUGUUGUCCAGGUAACUUUACUCAGCGUUCGCACAUUAAUCCCCGGUGAGAAUAUAUACUGUGCUGUGGAAUUUAUUUCUGCCUUUACCGCUAGUACAGAAUCCAGCUCGCUCUUCUGGCAGACCUUUUUCGUCCUUCGGCGCCAAAAUCAAAGCUACAGUGAUGAAUUUUUCGUCAUUUUUAUGCUCUCACUAUGUAACUUUGUCAGCUAUACUCAAGACACUAGGAACUCUUUAACAUCUAAAAGGGACUUAAAGAGUUUGUCGCCUAUAAAAAUUUAUGCAGUAACGACGUAGGUCGCUUGAGAGUCAAGAAGACGGAAGAUUGCAUAUCGAAGGACUGUUUAUUUUGAAAAUUUUCAAAGAUUCCGAAUGCUAAGUUGCACAUUGAGAUUGAAAAAGAGGCCUCUGUUUGUCAAGCGCACACGUUAGACCUAAUUAAUUAGUUCAAGACAAUCUACGGUUUUUUGUGACGAACGGCACACCAUCAGUACAUCGAAGCAUAAAUGAAACCUGCUGAUUUGUUACUCUCAUAGGUGACUUCGAAAUCGGCUCGUUUUGAAAUAAGCCGAUCGCUGCAUUAGAUGUCUAAAUUGUCAUCUUGAACCUGGUAAGGGUAAGUGUUCAAUGAAAGCUGGGAGGUUCAUUUCGGCUGUCGGUAAAAAGUAUCAGCAUCUAUUUUUUUACUUAGGAAAGAUUGCUGUCGGGACCAUUGUCGAUGCAGACAGAUUAAGUGGGUUUUAGCUAACCUAUUACCGCCUUCCCUAUGGACGUCUGGUCUUUGUCCAUAUAACUGCUUAAGUCAUUGUGCCCAUGAAGUUUUCUUCAGCGAGGGAACGGUCUUAUUUGGAAGGAGAAGUCCGUAAGAUAUUGCUGGCAGAAGCAAAGAGACUGGCAUGGACCAGUUUUUGGAAAAGUGGAAGUCAGAAGCAUCACCCCUGGGGUGGAGGAGGGGGGCGUUACCCAACACUCAUCCCCGGAAGGCUCCACAUUUUAAAGUUCUGGCUGGCUAAAGGAUUCCUCAUUUUUGAGCAUCCUCCUUGCAUUCCUCACCAUCUCCUCUUUCGGAGCGUUCGGCCUACCUAGCCAAGAGAACCCUGCGGCCAAUAAUGCCUGAACGAAACUUAACUUAGUUGAAGCAUUAUAAACGCUACUUAUAUCAAGCAAGUAAAACCUUCAUUAUCGUCAUUCUUUGCCAUUUCAGCUUUGUUCGCCUUCUUGAGUUUUGUCUGCUUCUGCUACUUGACGCAUCGCUGGUCGAAUACCUCGAAGAAGUGGCUUAAUCAGAAGGGAUUCGAGCACUGGCAAUGGCGUAACGCUCGGUCGACCAUCUUCUUCACUUUUGUCGCUGUCGUCCUCUGGGUAGGCCCUGAAGUUAAAAAUCCCUUUCCUAGCCUAAAAGUACUGGUCAAGCAAGACUAUUUUCGCUGCUACUUAUUCACGCUUUACAUGCUGCAUGAUAGCAUUUGCAAUAUCCUCAGCGUGUAAGACUCAAGGUAAGAGGCCCAAUCGGGAGCCGUAAGAGAUUGUAUUGGAGGAAACAAGGAAUUACUUGGUACCGACAAAGACAAGGGAGACCGGAAUGGCCACUUCCGACUUAUUAGCAGUCAUCAGCAAGCCAUAUCCAACCCCAAGUGUGGAUCACUUGGGGUUCGAACCCGGGAUAUUUGGUAAUGGAGUGUGACACUACUAUUCUACUUCUACUACUAGUCGCUGUGCGACUUAUUGUGAGGGUUCUAGCAUGAGCCCCAAGGUACAGCGGAACGAGCAUGUUCCGUAACCUGAUCGGUGAGCGCCCAUCUGUCAGAACAAGAAAUUUCAAAUGCCUUUUAGUUGAAACGGAGACAAAUAGGCUUACUCAGAAGACAACGCCAUUUAUAUUUCGACCGUUUUAUGCCGCCAUAAUCUAACAAAGGAUGUGUGUGAAAGCUGUGGAGGAAAAAUUUUGAAGCAUAGUAUUUGCUUAAGAGGAAUAAAUUCCAAAGACCAAAAUCCAUAAUUCCGCAAGUCUCUGAAGGAAAUACAAAAUUUGCAGUUACCCAGGUUUUGCGUAGACAGAAAAUUACCACUCCUCUUAGGCAAGAAAUUUGCUAAGUUAAGUUGUUACUAUUUUAUUUUAAAGUGUGAAUUUUUGUUUCGGUUGGAUUAUUAUUGAGGAUGUUUGUUUAUCCGAAUUUAGUGUAGCUGCAGGCUUCGUGUUGCAAAUAUCGAACUGCCUUCGAAGUUUACUAAGAUGGGGCUUAUCACUGAAAUUCCAUAAAAUAAAUUUACUGACCACCUUAGGCAAUGAGUCGGGCACCAUCUUCAGUUUUGUUUUUCAAGGAAACCACCCGAAAGAGAUAUUCCAGCAUAAAACUCCAAAAGUAAAACGUUAUCAGAAUGUACUUUAUAUCCUCUUUUUAACUUUUGGAUGAAUUGCGUUUGCACAGCGUGUCAUUCUGCGAAACUUAGAUUCCCAACUCUCUCUACCCGCGUCGGCACACUUGGUAUUUAUUCGUCUGGGUUUUUUUUCCCCAGAGCUGCCUGACCUUCCUGGCCCUGGUGCGUUUCCGACAGAGUGGACAGGGUCUCUUCUCAGCCACCCUCACCCAUCCCGGUAUGGUCGGUGGCGAACCAGUCGUCGAUCCCUCGACCGGGGUUGGCGACUAUCCUCCACCCACCGGUGGUGCCUACAGUCAUGCCGGAGUAAAAGGCGGGCCACCUUCGGCAGGCUUUCCCUCACAGGCAACCCAGCCUACCAGCAACGUGUCUGGCUACCCAGGCGAUGGCACUGAUCAGUACUACCCACCCACCUUCUAG